AUGGCCGCUCAGAGUGAAAAGAACGGUAUUGGCCAAAUCCCGAUCAUUGAUAUAGACAUAUCGGGAGCAGCCCAGGAAUCCGAAGUUGCGGAGAAGCUUGUCGAUGCCGCGGCACGAUAUGGGUUCGUUUACGUGAGGAACCAAGGAAAGGAUAUACCUAUCGAAGCAAUUGAAAAUAUGUUUGAUUUGUCCCGAACGUUCUUCUCUUCGCCCGCCGACGAAAAAGCGUCAUGCAAGAUCACUGAAAAUAAUAGAGGCUGGUCGGGGAUGCAUACCGAGACAUUAGACGCAAAGAAUCAAAGGGUCGGAGACUUCAAAGAAGCAAUGAAUUUCGGGGAGUUUGUUGAGGGCAAAGCUCAACAACCUCUUCCACCUUGUUUUCGGGCCAACGAAUCAAAUCUUAAUCAGUUUCAGAAAUAUUGUCAUACGAUGAUGUUGAAGUUAUUGAAGCUGUUCGCAAUCGGGCUGAAGAUUGAUGAGGAAGCUGGUGGCUCAGACUGGUUUGCCUCGAGGCAUCGCGGAGGAGGGCCCAGUGGCUGUACCCUCCGACUCCUCCACUACCCCCAGAUCUCCUCGGGAAGUGAUUAUCAGCCAUCUGUUGAUAUUCGCGCUGGAGCACAUUCCGACUACGGGUCAAUCACAUUGCUAUUCCAACGACCAGGCCAACCAGGUCUGGAAAUAAUCCCGCCGGAGACACGCACGGCAGAAAAGAACUACGGUCCAACGGCCGCAUGGACGCCGGUACCUGUUAACCCACCUGGAACAGAGAAUGAUCCAAGCCCACCUAUUCUAGUAAAUAUCGGAGACUUAUUGUCGCACUGGACCAACAACUUGCUGAAGAGUACUGUUCAUAGAGUUGUGUUCCCGAAGGGUGGGAAGGAUGGAGGAGAGGAUCGGUAUAGUAUUGCAUACUUCGGUCAUCCGAUCAGCUCAACAAUAUUAGAGCCGGUGCCGAGCGAGAUGGUUAGGGUGUUGGCACUAGGCGGAGAAAAUGUCAAUGGCAGUGGUGUGAAGGCGAUGACAGCAGAUGAGCAUUUGAUGAGUAGAUUAAAGGCGACAUAUUUGGGGAUGUAUAAAGAUGACGAAGGCGACAAGGAGGCCGAAAAGGUUUCUACUUCGUAA
Messenger RNA from Venustampulla echinocandica, 1122 nucleotides. RefSeq names its product Clavaminate synthase-like protein. The record is from RefSeq and is a predicted model, not a curated record. Gene Ontology annotation, molecular function: dioxygenase activity. The coding region runs from base 1 to 1122 and encodes 373 amino acids. The transcript is spliced from 6 exons. NCBI's taxonomy places the organism in Eukaryota, Fungi, Ascomycota, Leotiomycetes, Helotiales, Pleuroascaceae.